Messenger RNA from Scophthalmus maximus (turbot), 3213 nucleotides. Its product is annotated as calpain-2 catalytic subunit. The record is from RefSeq and is a predicted model, not a curated record. Gene Ontology annotation, biological process: proteolysis. Gene Ontology annotation, cellular component: cytoplasm. Lineage: Eukaryota; Metazoa; Chordata; Actinopteri; Pleuronectiformes; Scophthalmidae. Gene Ontology annotation, molecular function: calcium ion binding; calcium-dependent cysteine-type endopeptidase activity. The transcript is spliced from 21 exons. Bases 150 to 2252 code for a protein of 700 amino acids.
UCAGCCAAUCACAUGGCGACAGUCUCAUCCAGACGCACAGAGGCGCUGCGCGGUGUGAGGGUGCGGAGCGGACCUGUGUGAGGACAAGUCCGACCGGGACACAGUCGCAGACAGACAGGCGGGUGGUCUCGACAGGCACCUCGGAGAACAUGUCGGGCAUCGCGAGCAAGCUGCAGCACAUGCGAGAGCGCACACGCGGCGUCGGCUCCAACGACCGCGCGGUGAAACACCUGAACCAGGACUACGAGUCUCUGAGGGCCGGCUGCCUGCAGGGAGGGCGCCUGUUCGAGGACGACUGCUUCGAGGCGCUGCCCUCGUCCCUGGGCUUCAACGAGCUGGGACCAAGUUCCCACAAAGUGCGGGGCAUCACCUGGAGGAGACCCCAGGACAUAUGUUCCAAUCCAAAAUUCAUAGUUGAAAAUGCCACCAGGACCGACAUUUGUCAAGGAGCACUUGGUGACUGCUGGCUCCUCGCAGCCAUCGCCUCCUUGACCCUCAACAAGCAGGUCCUGUCUCGGGUCGUCCCCCACGACCAAAGCUUUGACGAGAACUACGCCGGCAUCUUUCACUUUGAGUUCUGGCAGUUUGGAGAGUGGGUGGAUGUGGUGGUUGACGACCGCUUGCCCACCAAAGAUGGCGAGCUGCUGUUCGUUCACUCAGAGGAGGGCUCUGAGUUUUGGAGUGCACUGCUGGAGAAGGCCUAUGCCAAGCUGAACGGAUGCUACGAGGCUCUCUCUGGAGGCAGCACCACUGAGGGCUUCGAGGACUUCACUGGAGGCAUUGCAGAGAGUCACGACCUGAACAAGGCCGAUCCCCGUCUCUUCAAAAUCAUGAAGAAGGCCCUGGAAAGAGGCUCUCUCCUGGGAUGCUCCAUUGAUAUCACAAAUUCCGGUGACUCAGAAGCUGUCACAUAUCGCAAGCUGGUGAAGGGCCAUGCCUAUUCAGUGACAGGAGCAGACCAGGUGGAGUACAGAGGAGACGUGGUGCAGCUGGUCAGGAUUAGAAACCCAUGGGGUAAGGUGGAGUGGAAUGGAGCCUGGAGUGACAGUUCUACAGAAUGGAGAUAUGUGAGCGGUGACGAUCGGGAGAGGCUGACCAACCGUUCUGAGGACGGGGAGUUCUGGAUGUCAUUUUUUGACUUCCUGCGCCAAUAUUCUCGCCUUGAGAUCUGCAACCUCACCCCUGAUGCCCUCACAGGCGACGAGUACAAGAAGUGGGCAGAGUCAGAGUUUGAAGACACUUGGAGGAGGGGCGUGUCAGCUGGUGGCUGCAGAAACUAUCCAAAUUCCUUCUGGAUGAAUCCUCAGUUCAUCAUUAAGCUGGAUGAGGUGGAUGAUGACCCUGAUGAUGGUGAGGAGGGCUGCACCGUCAUCGUGGGCUUGAUGCAGAAGAACAAGCGUCGUAAGAGGAAACUAGGGGAAGACAUGGAGACCGUUGGGUUUGCCAUCUACGAGCUGCCUGAGGAGUACUCUGGCCAAAGGCAAGUGCACUUGAAGAAAAACUUCUUCCUGAACAACUGCUCUGCCGCACGCUCAGAGACCUUCAUCAACCUGCGGGAAGUGAGCAGCCACUUCUGUCUUCCCCCGGGAGAGUACCUCAUCAUCCCCUCCACCUUUGAGCCCAACAAGAAUGGAGACUUUUAUGUGCGGGUGUUCUCUGAGAAACAGGCGGAUUUCCAAGAGAUUGAUGAUCCUGUGGACUGCCAUGUUGAGCAGAUUGAUAUUGAUGAAGAUGACAUCUCUGACAGAUUCAAGAGACUGUUCGGACAGCUUGCCGGACAUGAUGUGGAGAUUUCUGCAUUUGAACUGCAGAGAAUCCUCAACAAAGUGGUGACGAAGAGAGAUGACAUCAAAACCAACGGGUUCAGCCUGGCGACUUGCCGCAACAUGGUCAAUCUGCUGGAUAAAGAUGGAAGCGGUAAGCUGGGAUUGGUAGAAUUUAAGAUCCUGUGGACAAAGAUUGAGAAGUUCCUGGAUCUGUACAAAGAGAGAGACACAGACCAAAGUGGCUGCAUGAGUUCGUCUGAGAUGCGGAUGACUGUUGAGGCUGCUGGUUUUACUCUAAACAACUCUCUGCAUCAGAUAAUUGUGGCCCGCUACAGUGAACUAGACCUCACCAUUGACUUUGACAAUUUUGUGUGCUGCCUGAUUCGCUUGGAGUCACUCUUCAACACCUUCAAGGCCCUGGACAAGGAUGGGUCCGGUGAGAUACAGUUGAAUUUUUUGGAGUGGCUGAAUCUGUCGAUGGUGUAGUGGAGCUCUGACUGUUUACAACCGAGGAGUCACUAUUUAUCUGAAUAAAUUCUGAAUAUUUUUAUGGUGAAUGUCAGUUUAUUUUUCUGUUGUGAUUAAAUUGAUUCAAAUUUUGAGAGAAAACAAUUACUGAUGCUCUGAUUAUCAAUAAACAAAAUAAUGGCACGGUCAAAUAAUUGUGUUUAUUCAGUCAAUUAAAAAAUAUAUAUAUUUGCAGAGUUUAUAUGUCCUGAUCGUUCAUGAAGUAACUUAAAUGGCUUAGUUAGACGUUGUUUGAAAUACAGCUAUUCAAUUACUUGAAGAUUAAAGUUAAAAAUUAAAUGUUAAAGUUUGAUACCACUCAUAUCUUUAUUGUACCUGUCCAGCACACUUUGUAUAAAAUUGUAAAAUCUUUACAAUAACCAGUGUGUCAACAUUAUGAGCUGUUGUAGUGUCUAUGUUAACCCUCAACAAAAAGGUAAAACAUUUCCCAGACUUCUUUUCAUGCAUGCAAUAAUUUUUUUUGACUGAUGAAAUCUAUUAGGACUUUGGAAGUUCUAUUAUUUAUAUCGCACAUCUGCGUGGCAUCACUGCCCUUCCUCUGGUAGAUGCUUUUUUUGUAAAGAAGCCUUAUACACACACUCAUAUAUAUGUAAUCGAAACUAUGAGAAACUUUAGCAAAGUUCAGGACUGCUUCAUAUGUGACAACUGCAGUGACUCCACCAAUGGAAGGCCUACAAGGGGUUUCAUACACACAUCGACAUGACUGAGACUAGUCUUCAUUCAAUGUAUCCACUUUACAUACGCUUAAAUACAUGGCACUAUGCUAGUUGGACGUUUAUAGGUAUUUCACUUACAGGUAUGUUAACGAUAUGAAUGUUUUGUAUAUGGGCUAUCCUUUAACACAUGCAGUAUGUGGAAUAUUUUUCCAAAAAUAAAUCUGCCAUGAAUUCCAGAGGGACAUGGGAACCAUUUCAUUUCA